This is a messenger RNA of Miscanthus lutarioriparius, 744 nucleotides long. NCBI's taxonomy places the organism in Eukaryota, Viridiplantae, Streptophyta, Magnoliopsida, Poales, Poaceae. The record is from the annotation of a GenBank genome assembly.
AUGGACUCGGAGCACUGGAUCUCGCGCCUGGCCGCCGCCAAGCGUUACUACGCGGCGCAGCUCGGCCACGUCGACGAUAUGCCCGGGAUGGGGACGGAGGAGGUGGAGGUGGAGAUGGACGACGACGGCGACAUGGAGAUGGAGAUGGAGAUGACGCUGGAGCUCGGGGACGCGACGUGGCCGGAGGUCGCCUGCCCCUACUGCUACGAGGACCAUGACGUCGCGUCCCUCUGCGUCCACCUCGAGGAGGACCACCCCUACGAGCCCCACGCAGCGCCUUGCCCCAUUUGCUCCCAAAGGAUUACAAGAGAUAUGCUUAACCAUAUCACCAUGCAACAUGGUUACUUGUUCAAGAAUGGUCACAGGUCUCACAGAUUUAUUAUUCCCGAGAGAGGUGCGAUUUCUUUAUUGAGCCGAGAUCUACGUGGUACUCAUUUACAGGCUCUUCUAGGGGGUGUUCAUGGCCACAGAUCAAAUAACGCAGUGACCACAAACAUUUCCAGUGAUCCUCUUCUUUCAUCGUUUGGCCUGAACUUCCCAACAUCAGAUGCACCAGAACCAUCAAAAUCAGCAUUUUCUAUUCCAGAUGGUGCCUCAAUACGUAAGGAGACACCAGUUCAGCCUUGGGAAUCAAGUAUUGAUUCAUCUCUCACAAGCGAGGAAAGGGAGCAAAAGCGGAAACAAGCGACUGACAGGGCAACCUUUGUGCAAGGCCUAGUGCUGUCUACUCUAUUCGGAGAUUGA